Messenger RNA from Salarias fasciatus (jewelled blenny), 3287 nucleotides. It is a transcript of the gene rnf6, whose product is annotated as ring finger protein (C3H2C3 type) 6. The record is from RefSeq and is a predicted model, not a curated record. Gene Ontology annotation, cellular component: nucleus. The coding region runs from base 95 to 2248 and encodes 717 amino acids. Gene Ontology annotation, biological process: positive regulation of DNA-templated transcription; ubiquitin-dependent protein catabolic process; protein ubiquitination. Lineage: Eukaryota; Metazoa; Chordata; Actinopteri; Blenniiformes; Blenniidae. Gene Ontology annotation, molecular function: ubiquitin protein ligase activity. The transcript has 4 exons.
CGUUGCACCAGUGGUCCCAUCUUGGUUGGAGAGAGAAGGCAGAGCAGAACGGACCGUCCAUAUUACAGCUGCUUUGUCAGCACUGUGCACGGUGAUGGACCCUCCUGGUGGAGGAGACGAACGUCGGAGGCAGGCAGAGCGUCUUCGACGGGAGGAAGCUUACUAUCACUUCAUUAAUGAAUUAAGUGAAGACGAGUACCGACUAAUGAGGGACAGCAACUUGCUGGGAACUCCUGGGGAGGUGACUGCUGAGGAACUCCGCCAACGUCUGGAUGGAGCGAAAGAGCGAGUGUCCUCCCAACCCCACACCGAGCAGCGCUUGCAAACAGCUGAAUCCGGAGAGCAGCAAAGCAGUAACGUGGAGGGAGAGGAGAGAGGGCCUGGGGGGAGGCGAGGAGCAGGAGGUGCAGAGCCUGGAGCAGAGAGUUCAAACGGCGACUCAUUAUUGGAGUGGCUCAACACUUUCAGGCGCACCGGUAAUGCGACCCGCAGCGGGCAGAGUGGCAACCAGACGUGGCGCGCUGUCAGCCGGACCAACCCCAACAGCGGAGAAUUCCGGUUCAGCCUGGAGAUUAACAUUAACCACGAUCAGCCGGAGCCCGGGGAGCAUAACGACGCCGUAGACACUGCAGAGUUGCCGGUCACUGCUCCACACGCAGCCUCACCCAUGAUACGCACUUCUUCCUCCUUCUCCGGCUCUCGACCUUCCACAAUAAGGCCAUCUCCCUAUCCCUCCCCUCGCCCAGCCAUCAGUAGGAGGAUGCAGACCCGACGCACACGCAGCAGCACUGCCACGUUUUCUAUGAGCCCCCCUAUACUCCCUCCGACAGUGAUUAUCCCGGCUGCUGCUCCGAGGAGAAGUGCCAAUUUGCACAGUUUUGCGGCACCUCCUGCUGUCAACAACUCUCCUGUCGAUCAAACGACGCUUUCGCAACAUGAAGCUCUGAAUGUAGAUGUGGAUCAAGGGCGGGAUGAAACUACCGCUGCCACAGACUGUCCGGUGGCGUCCCCCAAUUCUGGUUCCUCAGCAGUAGGACAGGAACCACGUGGCAAUAGGACUCGAUCACGUGGCCGCGCACGCAGGGCCACAGCAGGUAGCGGGGUUUCAUCCCGCAGUUCGAGGCGAAGCCGUUCACCUUUGCACAGAAUACCUCUUGUCACUAACGCAGCACCAUCCAAUACCGGUGUGAGUGUCUCUGCUGUCCACACUGCGGAGCCAGGUAGUGGAACGGGGUCCGGAGUGUCGGCGGAGGCCGGGGAGGCUGCGUCAGAAGAACCCGUUGCACCAACGGAGCCAAAUGCGGAAACGGCAGAACGCGAUGGCGAGUCGCACGCGAUAGGAACGGGAAGCUCAGCGGUGCGACGACACCCGACCAUCAUGCUAGACCUGCAGGUGAGGAGGAUCCGGCCUGGGGAAAACCGCGACCGAGACAGCAUCGCGAGCAGAACACGUUCCCGCGCCCGAGUGGCAGAGAACACCGUCACGUUUGAAAGUGACAGCGGCGGAUUUCGACGCACCAUCUCCCGCUCUGAGAGAGCUGGCAUUCGCACCUACGUGAGCACUAUUCGGAUUCCCCUGCGGCGCAUCAGUGAGACUGGCCUCGGGGAACCCAACUCCACUGCCCUGCGGUCCAUAUUGCGCCAAAUCAUGACUGGAUUUGGGGAGCUCAGCUCCUUAAUGGAGACCGAGGCCGAUUCCGAGACCGUUGCACCGAGUCCCACAGACACUGCAAAUGGCAACGCCAGCCCUGCCGGCCGUCUACAUGCAAACGACAGUGCACCUCGUCAGGUAGGCACAGGGGGCGCGGUUCAGGAGAGGGUGGGGCUUGUGAGAAUUGAGGAGGCCCACAGCGGACAGGCCCGACUCGGCGGAGGAGUUGUGAGCGCCGCCACGGACGGACGAGCCGCCAGCAGAGAUACAAACAACCUGGUGGAGAACGGCACUCUGCCCAUCCUGCGCUUGGCACAUUUCUUUCUGCUCAACGACGAGGAAGACGACGAGCAUCCUCGGGGCCUGACCAAAGAGCAGAUAGACAAUCUAUCUACACGCACGUACGGUCAGGCCAGCCUGGAAGGGGAGAUGGGACGAGCGUGCAGCGUCUGCAUCAACGAAUACGCCCAAGGCAACAAGCUACGGAGGCUGCCCUGCUCCCACGAAUUCCACAUCCACUGCAUCGACCGCUGGCUCUCUGAAAACAACACCUGUCCUAUCUGCAGGCAGCCUAUACUUGCAGUGCACCAUGACUGACCUAUUUGCUCACAAAAACACAAUUAUUUUGCUCCUGGCUGGCUGAACUGAGCAGACCCAAGUGGGCUUUGCAUGUAUAUACUGCUUUAAUGGUUUAAGUUCAUUAAAAAUAUUUGUUGUGUUGAAGAAGGUUGAACAGAAAAGUGUGGUUAUAAAAAAAAAAAAAGGUAAAAAAAACUAUAAAUGCAGAGAAUUAACAAAACUUUAUUUUUUUAGACUUUUUUUUGCAACUCAUUUUGUUUUCUUCUUCCUGCAACCUGGUUCUCUGGUUUGUAUCUUAAAGCUUCAGAGCUCCAUGUCAAUAAAUGGCAUCAACGCUUAAGGAGCUCCUGUAGCCGCUGCUGGAUAGUCUCACUUUAACUCUUCGGUGUCUGAUACAUGUACGGUCCCUUUGUCACAACUGGACUAUACAAAACAUUUCUGGACUUUAUUCAGUCAGUAUACGCUGUAAAUAAACUCACCACUGCUUGUAUCUGGAGGUUUUCGAUAGGUUGUCCACGAGCAAUCUGUGCCGCAUGGAAGCAGGAAGCGUUCAGUUUUAUAUUCACCAACUGCAACAUCCAUAUCCAAGUGUCCCUUCACAGUUUGUUCAGAGAUGUAUGAUUUAUUAAGUUGUGUGUGUAUGAGUUGUGUAUUUAAUUUUGAAGAAGAAGAAAAAAAAAAAAGCUUUACUCUGUACAUCUUGCAGUAAAAUUUAAGUUCCGGAUAUUUUCAGUACAGCGUUCACAUUAACUUUAGCCAUAUGAGCAGCAACAUGAGAAAAGGAGAUGCAGAAGGCAUGUGAUAAUCAGGAAUUCAAACUUGUAUGAGUUGUGCAAUACAGAGAGCGAAUGACAGUAUUGUUUGUUUUUGCUGUUCAUUGUUUACAUUAUAAUACCUGAUUAUCAUCUCUACUCCCCCCCCCCCCCAAAAAAAAAAAAAGUCUCAAUACAUCUGCCAUGUUGAUUUCCGUUCUGUUUCUGAUCCAUACCGGCCAAGAGUUGUCAUGAAGUUGCACUUGCCUGAUGCUUUUCCGUGCAAAAACUUGAAACAUUAGAAU